ACCAAGUGCUGAGCGAGCCUGCAGCCACUGAAAGUUAUUGGCAGCUAGAUAUUCCACAUUGAUUCUUGGUCACAGAGAUUGUACAACCAUGUAUAGCUUUGUGGGCCAGACAGCCAGCUAUCGCUGGGGCCUGCUCCUUCUUUUAGCUGCCGUACUUUUUGUAACAGCCCAGGGUGCAUCAUCAUCGUCGAGUUCAAGCUCAAGUGGUAGUGACUCUGGUCCUCUAAGUAACUUACCAUGCCAAAAUAAUGAUGGAGACAUUUUUCAGCAUGGAGAUACAUACAAAAUGACAGAGUGCUCAUUUUGUUCAUGUGACAAUUCAACCCUGAGGUGUGAGUUUGAAGCAUGUCAGCCCAUUAGGUGCCAGGAGCCCAUCAAGUUUGAGGGUGAAUGCUGUAAAGCUUGCCCUUACGUUGUGAUUGCUGACGACGUAACGCCAAGGGUAGAGGGUGGUGCCGAGUUCCGUGGUGGUGCUGAAAAUGAAAUCGCCCUCGACGUGGACGUGCACUACAUUGAAACGUCUGAAACGACGAGUGUAACUGGUCAAGGUCUGUGGACGACGAGACUUUGGAUGAGUCGCACGGAGGAUGGAUCACAGGAACUUGAAGGGACGGUAGUCGAAGAGGCUCUGACCGAAGGACAACAGGCGCAGGACCUGAAGAAGCACCCAAGUGGCAGGCACGUAAUCCGUGAUGUCAGAUACCGUUUCGACCUCACCGAUUACACCUGUGACGAUGCCAAGUACGUCUGCGCCAGGUUCGGCAAAGGUCCAAAACCUGAGCCAGCAAAAUCCUUCCUUACCUUUUCCUUCUCUGGGACUCCUGAUGAGUCUGUUCUAACUGGCUGUUCUGAGGUACAGAGGUGCCAAGGAGUUACGAUCCGAGGACUGAGGGCCUCUGGUAGAACCAACAAUCUGGUCGUCGGACAAUCAUCAGAUGUCACCAUUGAUGCAACAGCAACGUUUACAGAUGGUAGCAGAGACAUCUCUGGUAGUGGUCUGUGGCGGCUGGGUAUCUUCGGUAGUAAAAAAGCUGACGGCAGAGGUGAGAAAUUUGACUACCAGAGUCAGACUCUGAGCUCAUCCCACCAGGCACAACCUCUCACCCCAGGAGGAUCCAGGGAAAUGAGCUUCACUGGGGCUAAAGCCGAGUUUGACUGGCUGUCUGUUGGAUGCAACGGAUUCAACUACCUCUGUUACGACUUCUCCAAGGGACCUGAUACUAAUCCCGACUUCUCGUUCAAGUCUCUUCCCACCGGCGACACGAUGACUCUUUGUAAUGAGCAGCAGUGCAAAGCAGGAACUACAAUCAGCAGCACCAGUGCCCAACUUAACAGUGGAGAAGUCGCAGAUGGUCGCGCCGUCAACCCUUACUCUGUCUCAUUCAGUGCCAACGGUGGUGGCACUGGCAUCGUUGGAGAAGGCCUGUGGUCUAUGAGUGCUUACGGAAGCACCAACGCAGACGGUUCUGGCAAGAUGCUCGGUGAGACGGCACAGCUUUUCAACCAACGACAGGCCGAUAUGAACUUCCUGCCUGCACAGAGCACCCGCCUGAACUAUGAGAAUGUUGACUUCAACUUCGACAUGACGGGACUCACUUGUGAAGAUGUCAAAUAUAUCUGUCUGAAGAUGGCAAAGGGAGAAACUCCCGAGCCAGAGUUCAGACUCCAACCUCAGCCUGACGAGAGUGUCCUUACGAGCUGUGUGACAGCAGAGUGCUCAGGAGUCAUUGCGGAUAGAUUUGAGUGGGAUUACUCUUCUACAAAUCCCAUGCCUGGUCGACAAACGCCUGUAAACUUCAACGCCCAGCUGUCAACAAGAUCCGGAAGCCGUGACUUGUCCGGCAGCGGACUGUGGCGUAUGGGCAUGUACGGAAGCAGGAGUCCCGAUGGCAGUGCAACGGAUCGUUUCGGCUACGUCAGCCAGGCUCUCAACCCUGACGGCGCAUCAACCAUGCUUGACGGCGGCUCUACAAUGAACAUCAGGAAUCAGGAAGUUGACUUUGACAUCGGAUCCAUCGGCUGCAACGACUAUGGUUAUGUGUGUGCUGAGUUCACCAAAGGAGACAUGCCAGAGCCUGAUUUCAGAUUUGAAGUGUCUGGCCGCUCUGACACCAUGAUUGAUAACGUCUUAACGUCUUGCAAGCAACAGAAAUGUUCAGCACGUGCUGUCUUUACUGGUUUGGAGACUUCAAUCCGAGGGGAUGGUCCAGUUAUCGAAGAAAAGAAGGACAACACACUGCAAAUGGACAUUACUGGGGUCACAGGUGAAGGGUCAACUGAAGUGUCUGGCAGCAACCUCUGGACGGUUGGCCUGUACGGAAGCGCCAGGGCUAAUGGGCAGGGUCGCCGACUCGGCUACCAAACCCAGAUCCUCGACCAAUCCCAGAUGGAUCAAACCCUCCAGAUGGAAUCCGAUCUACCCUUCAUGAAUGCUCAGGUGAACUUUGACAUGACUGGACUCCAGUGCAAGGACGUCAAGUAUCUGUGUGCUGAGCUGGGGAAGAAUCGUAACGCUAAACCUGACUACACAUUUGAUGCUGUUCCAAACCAGAGAGCUCUGGUGUCUUGCACUGAACUCGGUGACAGAUGCAAAGGUGUAACUCUUACUGAUAUGGAUUGGUCAUACGAGGCUGGCAGGAGACAGUAUGGAAUGACAACCCCAGUGACUAUCGAUGCAACCGUACGGACCACCCCACAAAGUCGUGAACUUCAGGGCUCUGGACUGUGGAAGAUGAAUCUUUUCGGCAGUCGGAACGCAGACGGUUCUGGCAUGAGACAACCGGAGCGUACACAGGUCUUGGAUUCCUACAAUCAGGCCAGAAGUAUGCCAGUCGGAGGGCCAGUCGAGUUCACCGAUGUCGGUACCAGUUUCCCGAUGGAACAACUCGGCUGCGGAGAGUACAAAUAUCUAUGUAUGGAGUUCACCCAAGGAGACUAUCCAAGUCCGCAGUAUGCAUUCAGGACAUCUGGCCCUGGCGAUUCCAUCGUCAGCUGCAAGACUGCAGAAUGUGGAGGUGUGUAUGUAUCUGGUGUUGACUCAACUCUCCUUGGUGGUGAUCUCUACGAGGGAAAAUCCAGCAACUCUUUACGGUUUGAUACAGUCGUACAGACGACAGACGCGAGCACUCCCGUCGUCGGCCGUAAUAUGUGGCGCCUGAACAUGUACGGUAGCCAGCGUUCCAACGGCCAGGGGCCUCGCUACAACCAACAAGACCAGGUCCUGUCUGAGUACUUCAGCAGCCGUGAGCUGAUGACCCCAGGGGAGCCCAUCAACUUCCAGACGAUUGACGCAGAGUUCGAUAUGACAGACGUGGACUGCAGGAAGAUGAAAUUUCUGUGUACGGAGUUCAGUCGUAACCCAGAAACCGCAGUGGAGUUUGAGAUGACCCCUGUCCCCAAUGCGAAGGUUCUCAAAGACUGUAUGGAGAUUCCUGAAGACAUGUGUAAAGGUGUGAUAAUCGAUGACAUGGAUUGGACCAUGAAGGUACUGUCCGACAGUGUUGUAUCUGGCCAGGCCUCACCCAUCAGACUCGGCAUCAACAUCGACUCAAGAGCAACUGCAGGCAGUGCCAAUGGUGACACUCUGUGGAGAGUUGCCACAUACGGUGCCACCAGGCCCGAUGGUAAAGGCAAACAGAUGGGGCUUAGACGCCAGAUUCUUAGCCGUGACCAGUCCAACCGCGACCUGACCGCUGGAGACACCCUCUCCUUUGAAUCGGUGGAUACCGAGUUUGAUUUGUCCGCCCUCGGCUGUGAAUCUGAGUUCCAGUACCUCUGCGUUGAGUUUGCCAAGGGACUGAGAGCGCGACCGGACUUUAAGUUCCAGACCGCUGAUGGAGGAGAAGUUAUAAGAAGAUGCAAAGACCAAGACUGUCGCAAAGGUGUGAAAGUGAAUGGCUUGGAAGUCAUCACCAAUGAUUACUCCAUCCUGAAGGAGAACGAUCCUUACAAUAGAGUCAUGUUUAACAUGAAGGCAUUAACAACCCCAGACAGUGGUGGUGUUUAUGGAGAUGGUCUUUGGGACCUCACCCUGUUCGGAAGUGACAGCGAGACCGGUAUGGGCCGCCGUCUAAACGCCCAGAGAGGAGCAUUCAGCAAGUAUCAGGUCAACAAAGACGCCUACCCAGGGGAGAACAUUGACUUCGGAAUGGUGGACACAAACUUCAACAUGCAAGGCUUGUCUUGCAGUGAUGUACGGUAUAUGUGUGCCGAGCUGACUCAGGGUGCCAGACCAGAACCACCCUUUGAGUUGUCACCCGUACCGGAUCGUACCGUCCUAAAGAAAUGUUUCCGUCAAAAGUGUGAUGGUAUCACUAUUGACAGCACUGAUCUACGUUCCGAUAGCUUUGACAUAUCGGACGGACAAAAUGAGAUGGAAUUUGACGUCUCAGUCACCUCCAAUCCUAACAGCGGCGACGCAACCGGAAGAAACCUCUGGAGGCUGGAGACCUUCAUCGCCAACACUCCCUCCGGACGCGGAACCCGCCGAGUCGUCAGCCGACAGAGCCUGACCCCAGAGAUGGGAAGCCGGGAUCUAAGAGCUGGCUCCCGAUUGACCUUCAAUAAUCUCGCUGCACGCAUCGACAAAGAGGACGUACCGUGCGAGGAGGGAGGCGGAUAUAUGUGUGUCGAGCUGUCACGCGGGGACACUCCCUCUAUACCUUUCACUCUGUCCGGGGCCCGCGAGGGCGCAAUGACCAAAUGUAGAAAACUAAACUGUGUCAAGGCUGUUAAGCCCGAAAAAGGACCCAGGGGAGAUAAGGGCCCCCAGGGUGAGCCUGCCGAGAUGCCUGAUAUGGCCGCCUAUUCACCACCCGGACCCCUUGGGCCAGCUGGACCUGCUGGUCCAAAUGGCCCCAAGGGAUACCCAGGCCGUAUGGGACCAGCUGGAUUCAAGGGUCCAGAUGGAGACACAGGAGCACCUGGACUUCCCGGAGUUGAUGGAGCCCCUGGACAGCCUGGACCCCCUGGAGAGGCCCUCGCCCCAACCUACCAACAACAGUACCAGAGCAAGGGACAGAGCAUGGGAUAUGCACCUCAGCAAGUCAUUCAGGGACCACCAGGACCACCAGGCGCCCCAGGACCAUCUGGACAACGUGGAGUUCGUGGAAUGGCAGGCAUGAUGGGAGAAACUGGAUCAGUUGGACAACCAGGAUCUUCCGGCCCACCAGGACGUAGAGGAGAAGAUGGUGAUGAAGGCAGAGAGGGCAGCGAUGGUUCCACUGGUGCCGUUGGUCGUGCUGGAGCAGCCGGACGCCAGGGUGCAAGUGGAUUCCCAGGAAGACGUGGAGCUCAGGGACACAAAGGAUGGAGAGGUGGACGUGGCAAGAAGGGAGUCCGUGGUGAUACCGGUGCUCUUGGAGAGAGCGGAGAAAAUGGUGCCCAAGGAUCUGCCGGAGCCUCUGGAGCCAGGGGAGAGCGUGGAAUUCAAGGAGAGAGGGGAGAGCGUGGAUCCCGUGGUGUUGCUGGAACCAGAGGCCAAGAUGGUAACGAUGGUGAGAUCGGAAACGCUGGACCAGUCGGAGCCUCAGGAAUCAUGGGAGCUGUUGGUGCUCCAGGUCACAAGGGUGUAGCAGGAGAACAGGGUGAGAGUGGUCUGCAAGGAAUCGCGGGUCUCCGUGGUGAGAGCGGUGCAGAUGGUGCUCCAGGUCAGACUGGUCCAGCUGGAUUCGCCGGCAAGGAUGGAGAGACUGGAUCAGCUGGUGACAUGGGAGCCGCUGGUGCACCCGGUGGUGCAGGUAUGACUGGAGCCCGAGGAUCAGCUGGAAGCCGUGGUGCCGCUGGCGUUGCUGGUGAGGCCGGAGCUCAAGGGUACGCCGGACUACAGGGUUCACGCGGAAGCGAUGGUGCCCGUGGCGCAAGAGGAGCUGUUGGAGUCCGUGGAGAGGUUGGACAAGACGGUUCUGAUGGUUCUGAUGGUCCCGACGGUCCAGCUGGACCAAAUGGUGCUCGUGGACCAAUGGGCGCACGUGGAGGUGUAGGUGCACCAGGACAACGAGGCAUGGCUGGAGGAAUUGGACUACAGGGAAAUUCCGGAGCCCAAGGAGCUAUUGGUGCCCCAGGAGAGAAGGGAGAUGCUGGUUCCCCAGGACGCGUAGGAGAUGCCGGAGUCCCAGGAGCAAGAGGUUUGCCCGGAUCUGAUGGACGUGCUGGAAACGACGGAAAGCCAGGACCUGCUGGCACACAAGGAAACGAUGGAAAGCCAGGACCAUCAGGCCAAGUCGGACUUCAAGGCGAGCGAGGUGGCCCAGGAUUACCAGGAGCUAAGGGAUCUACCGGAGAGUCCGGAAGACGAGGAUCUGCUGGACCUGCUGGAGCCAGAGGACCUGCUGGAGAUGUAGGCGGAGACGGACCCCAAGGUAUUGCAGGACCCACUGGAGCACAAGGUUCACGCGGUGAUUCUGGACCUCAAGGAUCUCAGGGACCUGGAGGACCAAACGGACAAAUGGGACUUACCGGAGCACGAGGAGCCAAGGGAAAGAGAGGAGUUCCAGGAGUCGCAGGAUCAGCUGGCCAAGCCGGACCCCAAGGGAUGUCUGGAGACCGUGGAGCCCCAGGAGCCAUGGGUGUAGCUGGAGCCCCAGGAUCUGAGGGAGAGACUGGUGUAGAUGGACGCGACGGAUCAUCUGGUGCUCCUGGUAACAAGGGUGCCUCUGGUGAUGUUGGACGAAUUGGAAUUCCAGGACUUCCCGGAGCCCCAGGUGACCGUGGUGGUGUAGGACAGAUGGGUAUCUCCGGAGCACCUGGUUCACAAGGAUCCACUGGCAAACGCGGUAUUUCAGGCAAGGCAGGAUCAAGAGGCAACACCGGACCCCCAGGCCCAGCUGGAUCAACAGGACUUAGUGGAGAACCUGGAGACAUCGGCCGAUCUGGACGUACUGGACCACCAGGACCCAAGGGCAACCCUGGAGAGAGAGGAAGUGCUGGACAGCGUGGAGCCCAGGGUAUCCAGGGAGGACAGGGAUCACAAGGAGUUGUCGGAGCCCGUGGAGAGAAGGGACCCAGAGGUUCCGUCGGUGAGGCUGGAGUCCAGGGUAGCUCUGGAGCAACUGGACGCCCCGGACAAGCAGGAGCAACUGGAGCCCAAGGAGCACGUGGAGAGGUUGGCUCACAAGGAGCUGUCGGACCUGGAGGAAACAACGGCAUGCCUGGACCCCCUGGACCAUCUGGAGUUCCUGGUGCAAGAGGAGAGGUUGGACCUGCUGGCUCCAGUGGCAGAACCGGACCAACUGGAUCACGUGGAACACAAGGAGUGAAGGGUUCCACUGGUAUCCGUGGUGUCCCAGGACCUCAAGGACAAACAGGAUCUUCAGGAGACGACGGUAGAGAUGGUGCCACCGGACCUGCUGGUGCUGCUGGUGCCCCAGGACCCUCUGGAAUCAUCGGAGCUCUUGGUGGCAUGGGAUCUAUGGGAGCCCCUGGACCCGCUGGUGCUGCUGGACGUCCCGGUGCUGAUGGAUCUGAUGGUAAGCGUGGAUCAGCCGGUCAACAGGGACCUGGUGGACGCAUGGGAGUACAAGGUAUCAAGGGACCCACAGGACCAAGGGGGUCAAGUGGGCGUGAUGGAGACACUGGACCACAGGGAGCUCAGGGACCUAGUGGACCCACUGGUGAUAAGGGAAAUGCUGGUGCCCCAGGAGCCAUGGGAGCUAGAGGAAUGAAUGGACCCGGAGGACCCGCUGGUGCCAAUGGAGAGCGUGGACCUCGUGGACCCGCUGGCCCCGCUGGUGUACGUGGCAGUGCUGGACCUGAUGGUGCUAUGGGAUCUGCUGGACCUGCUGGACCAACUGGAGCUAAGGGAGAAACUGGAGCCAAUGGAAUCACUGGACACAAGGGAUGGAGCGGUAGCCCAGGAACCCCAGGACCAGCAGGACCACCCGGCCAAGCUGGAGGACGUGGACCUAAUGGACGACCAGGACCUUCUGGACCUGCUGGUCUUGACGGACCAAGCGGCAGAAAUGGAAAGUCUGGACAACAGGGACCUCGUGGUAUGUCAGGACAAGGUGGAUCCCGUGGAUCUGAUGGACGCUCUGGACCUGCUGGACCCCCAGGACCUCCUGGCCCAGCUGGAGCCCCUGGAGCUCUCAGCUACUCACAAGGAUACUCUGGCCCAUCAGCUGUUAGCGGCAACAAGGGAGCUAACCCAUACACUUCUUAUUACGGAGACGAUGCCGAGAUUGAUGAGGAUGACUUUGAGAGCCGUAUCAAGCAGCUCCGUGUACGCAUGAUGAAGUUGAUGCAUCCCAACGGUGAGGCAGACUAUCCCGCCCGCUCCUGCAAGGAUCUCUUCAAGAACUACCCAGUAUUGCCUGAUGGUUACUACACCCUGGACCCAAGCGAAGGCUCCUCAUACGACAAGUUCACCGCAUACUGCGUCAAGAAGACCAACGCCACCUGCGUCUUCCCAGAGAGGCAAGAGAUCCCCAAGGCAACUUACUAUCUUGGCGAGCCAGAGGAACCAAUCAACUUCUCCGAUAUGCACAAUGGAUCAGUGAUCACCUACAACGUUAAGCCCGUUCAGUUGACCCUCCUGCGUCUCAUCUACUCCCAAGCCAAACAGAAUGUCACCUACCACUGCAGAAACUCCAACGCUGUCCUAGACCGUGAUGGAAGAUCCAGCAAGGCUCUUACCCUGGUAGGACCCCAAGGUGUACAAAUGAGCAUCAAGAGUACAAAGAACGACUUGCAGUACGAAGUAGAAGGAACAGACGAAUGCCGGAAACAUGACGACGUCUGGAGAAAGACCACCGUUGUCUACACAACCAAGAAGACCGAACGUCUACCCCUCGUUGAUGUUGCUGUGAUGGACGUCGGAGAAAGCAACCAACAGUUUGGAAUAAAUGUCGGUCCUGUCUGCUUUUCAUAAAAAUGUUCUGUCCAGUGUUGACUCUAUAGUAGCGUAGAAUUUAUUCACAGCAUUAGCUCAUGGGGAAGUCUUUAUACUUUUUUAUAAACCUAUAGGGUAAUAGCCUCAGCUCUCGCUGCUGUUUCAGAGUCACACUUUAAAAAAAAACUGCUUUAAAAAAAAUUAAAUCACAACUAAGGUUAGUUGAUGUAAAAGAAACUACCGGCGUUGUUUUUGUGGUGCUUUAUAAAACUUUUUACUAAAAAAAAAACAUUGGAAAUUUUGAAGGUGUGUGUACGGAGUGUUGAAUAUUUCCAGGUCGGGCAACAGCGCUUUUUGGUUGUUUAAACGUCCUGUGAACUGCUUGUUGAAAAGACAAAACUGGUGCUAGAAUCCUUGGUAGGCAGGCUGGCAAUGAGCUGUUUGACUGACUGCCAGGGUUGUCCCUUGAUAGGUAGUAGAACUAUAUUUCUCCUUUAAAUGUUUUAGUGCUGAUAAAUGUCCAUGUUUUGAGAGGCGGCAAAAUGCAGGGCUUCAAAAUAUCAUUACAUUUUCUUUCUUAUUAACAAUCAGUAAAAUCAGUUUUUACUACAAAUAUUACAAACUUAAUAGAUAUUGAAAAAUGUACUUCUUCCAGUUAAGUUUUCUGAUGUUAUACUUAUUCUAUAAUACCAGUACUUCCUUAAUUAUGUAUCCGUUGAAAUGAAAAAUCGCAAUUUUUCCAAACUGAUUCAGAAAAAUAUUUGACAAGUUUAUACAUCUACAUUUAAACGCGAAGUAAGAGUCGUCUUUUGACUAGUUCACACUUACAUACAUCUCCUUAUCUUUCGUUAUUAAUAACCAUACAUCUUGCAUUUUUGCUGCUUCUGUUGUGUGUUUUAUUUAGACUUAAUAAAGCUUCCCUAUGUCAGAAAG
Messenger RNA from Asterias rubens (European starfish), 9760 nucleotides. RefSeq lists its product as uncharacterized. The record is from RefSeq and is a predicted model, not a curated record. The transcript has 71 exons. NCBI's taxonomy places the organism in Eukaryota, Metazoa, Echinodermata, Asteroidea, Forcipulatida, Asteriidae. Gene Ontology annotation, molecular function: extracellular matrix structural constituent; protein binding. The coding region runs from base 89 to 8866 and encodes 2925 amino acids.